AUGUCUACACACAAGACUCCAGUCACGAUAGAUCAAAAACUCCCCUACACCUUCCGAGAAGACGCCUACUGGGCCGCCGAACCAGAAGAAAUAACCCUAUUCGCAAACAUCAUAGUCGCAUGUGCAGAAAAUCAUCUCAGUCCUUUAGCUGCCGCCCAGAAAAUCACGGUUACUUUGACAGCAGAGUCAUGGUCGAAUAAAGCUGUUAUCGAUGCGAAUAACGAGGAUAGACCAUAUCGCACAAACUUUGGAUUAGUCGCUGUCUUGAUAGGCAGUUGUGUGUCUUCGUUUCCUCCACAUAGUGUGGUGCAUGUGCGAUUGUUCGGGAUGAUCAAGUGCUUCCUGAGGGUUGAGAAGAGGGAAGCGCCUAAUUGGUUUCUCGAUCAGGAUGGAAAACCACGGUCAGAGAACUUUGGCGCAGUGGAUAUGAGAGCUACUAUACCUCUGUGGGAGAGCCUGAAGCCGCUAUCAUUCCCAUCCAGUUGUGAGUGGUUGGCAGAUAUCGGCUUUCCAUGGACUGGGGCGGAGAAAUGCGGUAGUCAGCAACAACAGCGAUGGAGGAAUUUGUCGUAUUUUUGUGCUAGGUUGUCUGUUGAGGGAAUUGAGCAUAUGGGAUGGAAGAGUGCGUUACAACGACUGCUACCUAAAUAUGGGAUGCUGGAUGAGAAGACUGUGGGUUGGUCUGGAUAUCUGGCUGGACAGGUGCUUGCUGCGGCUCAGUGGUUUGCGCCUGAUGGGCAUGGUUUGUGGGUGUGGCGGGCUUGUUGUUUUGGUCAGAGAUACAAGGAAAGGGCACGAGUGGGUUCAGAUGGUCAACAAGAUUCAGGUGAUGAGCUGGUGCAGCAUGCCCUUGCGGAAGCACAGAGCAACGAGAACGACGGGAAUCCUGGACCAUGGGAUGACGACGAAUUGAGAGUACUGAUGAAGUCCGAAGACUGGUUGUGGAAUCUGGACAACUGGAAGGUGUGGAAAGCAGCGUUCAAGGAAAUUACGGAGCGAGUUGACGAUGUGCGGAUCCAUCAAGUUGUUCGUACCGAGGCUUUCAAAGAGUUGAAAAUCGUGGAAAAUUCAGAAACACUCUGA
Messenger RNA from Aureobasidium namibiae CBS 147.97, 1083 nucleotides. RefSeq lists its product as uncharacterized. The record is from RefSeq and is a predicted model, not a curated record. NCBI's taxonomy places the organism in Eukaryota, Fungi, Ascomycota, Dothideomycetes, Dothideales, Saccotheciaceae. The transcript has a single exon. Bases 1 to 1083 code for a protein of 360 amino acids.